Messenger RNA from Neolamprologus brichardi, 2707 nucleotides. Lineage: Eukaryota; Metazoa; Chordata; Actinopteri; Cichliformes; Cichlidae. The record is from RefSeq and is a predicted model, not a curated record.
AUGAACACAGCGGGCACUAUCAUUUUGUACUCUGGCGACAGAGCCUACGAGGACUACGACACACCCGUCAAAGGUCGGGUCCACUUCAAUUCGCCCGAUCCGAAGAACGGCGACGCCUCAAUCAACGUCCUAACGGUGAAGUCGACGGACACUGGCACCUACCAGUGCAAAGUGAAGAAGGCCCCUGGUGUCCGCAACAAGAAAAUGCAGCUGCAUGUUAUGGAGAAGCCAUCCAAGCCCAGGUGCUACACUGAGGGCUCCACACAUGAAGGCAAAGACGUUGUGCUGAGGUGCACAUCUGAAGCAGGAAGCAAACCCAUGAAAUACAGCUGGGAGAAGACUACUGGCAGCAAAGUGCUGCCCGCCUCCUCAGUGCUGGAUCCUGUGUCAGGCACAGUCAACGUGAAGAAUGCAUCUGCCAGUGCAUCUGGCACGUAUCGCUGCACCGCUACCAAUCGCGUUGGCGCAGAGCAGUGUGUGCUCGAUCUCAGCGUGACAGCUAGUGAGUACCCAACCAUCUUAAUUAGCGUCUAUUCAGCCCAUUUCACAUGUAGAGCUUUCUGUGUUCUGGUACAACUAUUACUUAUUCUACUGACUCUGUUUGUUGUCUAAACGUGCUGCUCUCUGUUUCCCCCCCUCAGAGAGGACGUGCCGCCUCCCAAGAGUCGCGCUUCAACCGCUCGAAGCUUCACCGUGGCCAGCCAGCGCUCCUCACUGGGCUCCAUGUCGCCUUCCAACCUGCACGAGUACGCCCUGAAGCCUCAGUACGACAAGAUCCCCUCGUCAGAGGAGUACGACAGGCCUCCGAGCCAGGCUCCGGCGCCGCCGCCCUCGGCCGGCAGGAUGGCCGGCUACAACCUGAGUCGCAUGGGGGGCAUCCCUGUCAUGGUUCCUGCCCAGACGAGGGACGGUUCGAUCGUCUAGCAGAUCGUCUUCACGGGAACGGACUGUGCAAAGACGGGAUUGAACGGAAGGAAGUGGGACAAAAGCUGGGACGGAUGCACUCGCCUGAUUUUGAGCUCUUUAUUAUUUACAUACGGGGAUAUUCUCUGCGUACGGAGACCCGGCUCUGCUGUGGUGCUGAGGUGUACGCAACACAGUAAAUGAAGUUUUUAUCAAAUGCAAAAACAAACAAAAAACUUUUAUGAAUUUUGUCUGGACGUAAAGUUAGCGUGGGUAUAAAGCAGAGCGGCGAAGUAAAUAAAUAUCUAUUGUAUAUAUGCAUGUUUUUUUGUUUAGUUUCUGUUUCCUGUCUGAUUUUAAACAUACGUGGCCCCUGCUGUAGAGACGUGCUGUAUGUUUAAAACACAUCCAGGCCCCUGGAUGGCCUGCUGUACAGCUGUAUGCAUGCAUGUAUAAGAUUACAGCUGUGUGUGUGAGCGUGUGUGUGUAAGGCAGUAUAAGUUUCUUUCAUUUACUUUCUUUAAAAUACUAAAUAAUUUGAUCCAUCUUCACUCCUGAUGAUGAGACUUCAGCGUAAAACCUCCGAGACGCUCGUCACAGAUCUGCUUUAAUCCCUGCACCGAGUGCACCAACUGCUUAUGUGGGUCAGCCGUUUUCUUUCCGACGCUUCUUCUGUUGUUUGAAUUGUCCACUGUGGGGUUGGCUGGGGAUUUGAGGGUGGACGGGAUUGGCUGGCAGCGAGGGGGAGGUUCAGCCGAGCAGAUCUUGCGAUUGGGUGUGUUAUUGCUUCUUGAGCGAGCUUGAAAAGGAGCAGUGUCCAUCCCCCAACUCUUCUCCAGAAAACUUUGAGGUGUAGAGAAGUAACGGAGGCCGCUGGACAACAAGGUUCACUGAGCACUCGGCGCUGAUUAUGUUUGACUGUCCGGCGUUUAACCACCUGAAGGACGUGUAGGCGCACCGAACAGUUAAACGCCAAGUUUGAAUUCAUUGGUAGGAGCUCAGCCCCCCUCAGAGUUGCCACGUAUGCAAUCCUCUGUAUCUGAGGUGCAUUACAAGGAGCCUGUAUCUUAAUUAACCUUCUCUGUGUGGUUAAUGUGAAACCUUUUGUGGCUUAAUUAAGAUGUUUUUUAAUGAUGUAAAGCAGGAGGAAGACAGUUCCCACACAGAGAAACAAACGUUACAACCAGUCCAAGUUUAUCUUGCUCUCAGAUCCUGUGAACGUUGGUGCAGUCGGUCGCUUAUUUAAUUCCCGUUCUUCCACUGUUUGGAAGACCAAAAAUCUCUUCUUCUAUUUUCUAAGAAAAAUAAAGGCAGUAAUUUAGCAGGAAAAGUGUUUUUCACUCUGACGCCUUAUCGUGCUCCUCGUUUUAGCCUUACACACUUCUCCUCCGUUCACUUCCUCACAGCUCAGUUGUGAUGACUUCUAUCGUGCCUUGUUUUCCCAGUCGAGUUGCGUUGUAGCACGUCUGCCGCUGGUACGCCGCACCGUGUGCAGUAACAUCGCCCCGCGUGGCCGCCAGUGCGACGACAUCAGAAGAACAAUAAUCGAUACGCAGCCUGUUUUCUACCUUCUGUUGUCCCACUUACCUCAUACGAGUUUUCCCACGGCUUGCAAAACCUUUACGACUGUCUUAAACCUUUAUUUUUUUAUUCCAAAAACAUGAUUUUGUUCUUUAUGUUUCUUUAAACUUCCUUUUAAACCUCAGUAAUUGAUGUGCUUUUUAAGAAAAGAGAAAAACAGCUGAAUGGCUCUGGCUGUACGUAUAAAUAUUCUGUCAAAGUAACCCUAUCUAAUCGCAGCAAA